AUGGCAGAGCGUAUCAAGGAGGUGUGGGCCAACAACCUCGACGAGGAGAUGUCCUAUCUUCGAGCGGCCAUCGAGAAGUACCCGUUCGUCGCCAUGGACACCGAGUUCCCCGGCGUCGUCGCUCGCCCGAUCGGGUCGUUCCGCGGGUCGAGCGACUACCACUACCAGACGCUGCGGUGCAACGUCGACCUGCUGCGCAUCAUCCAGCUCGGCAUCACCCUGUGCGACGAGAACGGCGAGCUCGCGCCGGGCGUCUGCACCUGGCAGUUCAACUUCCAGUUCAGCAUCAACGACGACAUGUACGCGCCCGAGUCGAUCGAGCUCCUCACCAAGUCGGGCAUCAACUUCAAGCGGCACGAGGAGUACGGCAUCGACGUCGAGCACUUUGGCGAGCUCCUCAUCUCGUCGGGCCUCGUCCUCCUCGACGACGUUCAGUGGGUGUCGUUCCACAGCGGGUACGAUUUUGGGUACCUCCUCAAGCUCGUGUCGUGCUCGCCGCUGCCGCCAAGCGAGACCGAGUUCUUCGAGCUGUUGCGCAUCUGGUUCCCCUGCAUCUGGGACAUCAAGUACCUGAUGAAGAGCUGCAAGACGCUCAAGGGCGGCCUGCAGGAGGUGGCAGAUGACCUUGGCGUCGCACGGAUAGGCCCGCAACACCAGGCGGGCUCGGACAGCCUGCUGACGGCCGCAACGUUCUUCAAGAUGCGCGACAAAUUCUUCGAGUCGAGCAUCGACACCAAGUUCAUGGGCGUCCUGUACGGCCUCAACUCGUCGUCGACGCCGGGCAACCCGGCGUACCCGAGGGAGUACAAUGGCGCCGUCCACUACCCGAUCAACAUGUCGUCGACGCCGACGCCCCAAGCUGCGCCGCUCGCCGCCGCCGCCUCGUCCGCCAUCGCCAUCAUGUCGCCCUCGCCCAAGCCGCAGCCGCGGUGAGCCUCGUUUGUCGGGCGCUCGCACGGUCUGAGGCUGUGUCGUUUGGUCGUCGUCGUCGUCGUCGGGACCUUGUUGUAGCUCUUUCCCUCUGCUGGAUACCCCCUCGCUCUCUGCCGUUGCGCAAUGUACAGCAGGUUCUCGCUCU
Molecule: messenger RNA, 1078 nt
Organism: Rhodotorula graminis WP1
Lineage: Eukaryota; Fungi; Basidiomycota; Microbotryomycetes; Sporidiobolales; Sporidiobolaceae
Exons: 7
Coding region: 1-933 (310 amino acids)
Cellular component (GO): P-body; CCR4-NOT core complex; CCR4-NOT complex
Molecular function (GO): poly(A)-specific ribonuclease activity; nucleic acid binding
Source: RefSeq, a predicted model, not a curated record